UUUUUAGCCAAUUUCAAGUUACUAAUAGUUUUAAUAUUUUUUAUUUUUUUUUGUCCCAAUGCCGCAUCCAACGGCACUCUCUCUAUCUAUCUCUAUUCUUUCAACAUUCCCACUCCCUAUUUUUUACUUUUAUUUUCCCAUUCCCUCCCCUCCCUUUCCCUUAUUUUCAUUAUUUUCAGCUUUUCUCAUUUUUUUCUCUUAUUUUUUUUUCAUUUAAAACGAGCCCAACGGCAUGGACGGCACUUUUGUUGGCACUUUUUGUUUAUUGAUUUCCUCAAUACAAACACGCUGGAAGGCUUUUUUUGUAGAAAUUCGAGAGAAGGAGGACUGAAAGC
Molecule: messenger RNA, 335 nt
Organism: Meloidogyne enterolobii
Lineage: Eukaryota; Metazoa; Nematoda; Chromadorea; Rhabditida; Meloidogynidae
Source: the annotation of a GenBank genome assembly